Messenger RNA from Eucalyptus grandis, 839 nucleotides. RefSeq lists its product as uncharacterized. Lineage: Eukaryota; Viridiplantae; Streptophyta; Magnoliopsida; Myrtales; Myrtaceae. The record is from RefSeq and is a predicted model, not a curated record. The transcript has 3 exons. The coding region runs from base 1 to 579 and encodes 192 amino acids.
AUGAUUCCGCUCUGCGGUAUACGCUCUAUCAGAGAACCAACCCUUCAAAUUCUUAAACAGCCUGAAGCUGUCGCCGAAGCGCAAGACGCAUCACCGAGUUUGACCGGGGCGGUCUGGAACGAGCAGUGCACCGUUUCGAACUCGCCGCAUUGCGCGCAUCCGAAAUUCUCGACCGUCGCGGGGGCGCACCGAGCGAGCCGCCGUCAAAAGGGCUCGCGCUCGGCGCCGUUCGGUGGCGCAAUCCGAUCAGCUACGACCGACGUCUCGAGUAGCGGGGGCGUUCCGGCGGCUCGCCGUCACUGCUGCGGCGACCGGGACUGGGGAGUGAAGGAAGCGGCGGCGGAGGCGGCGGAGGAACGGAGCGGUUUGCUGAUGGUGGGGCCUCCGUAUUCGCAGAAGUGGGGUUACGUUCGGAUCAUUGCCGGGACCAUCCUCGGCGGCGUCCUGGGUUUCUACGUCAUGCACCGCGUCGAGAUCAGCUACAAGGAGAAGAUGAAGGAGAGAUUGCGGCAGUACGAGAUAGAAAUGGAGAGGAAGCAGCAGCAGCAGAAGAUGAAUGAACUUGAAGAUUCUGCUUAGUUCGAUCCUCGUUCUUUCCUUUUUUUUUAAUAUCCUUUUAGCUCUUUUUUGACUGAAUGAAUUAAUUGAGGACAGUCUUUUGUAUCGUAACCAAAUGUGAAGCUCAGUUUCGGGUCUUCGAUCUUUCUUUCGCUUCUUUUCGUUUUUUUGUUUCUGGGAAUCACGCAGGCUAAGAGGAAUUGUCAUUUCAUGAAGUGAAUUUUGAUUUGGACUGAAUGUGCUUAUUUCCCAUGUUUAAUCAUCUGGUUUCGCCUCUUAAA